AUGAAGAUGGGCAUUGCACGAAAGUCGGGACUGUUGAGCGAGAAGGAACUGGAGAUUACCGAGAGGUAUACCGUUGAAGAGCUGUUGAAGCAGCUGAAAGAUGGUACUCUAUCGUCACUGGAGGUUACCAUAGCGUUCUCGAAGAGAGCAGCCAUGGCACAGCAGUUGCUGUCUUGUCUCACAGAGACAUACUUUGCUGAAGCACAAGAGCGAGCACGCUUCCUCGACAGCGAAAGAGCUAGCGGUCGUAUCGUAGGCCCUCUCCACGGUCUACCCAUCAGUCUCAAGGAUGCUUUCCAAGUCGCUGGCUCAGCAGCCACUAUCGGAUUCGUUUCAUUCCUGGAUCAUGCUGCGUCGAAGGAGAACUCGCCGCUCGUGGAUAUCCUGCUCGAGCUAGGCGCAGUCGUAUAUGUCAAGACCAACAUCCCUCAGACCAUGAUGACGGCCGACUCACAGAACAACAUUUUCGGGCGUACUUUGAACCCCCACAACACUGCUCUCACUGCGGGAGGGUCGAGCGGAGGCGAAGGCGCACUUGUUGGAUUCCGAGGAUCUCCACUCGGUGUUGGAACAGACAUUGCAGGAUCAAUCCGCAUACCCGCUCUCUGCUGUGGCACCUACGGCUUCAAGCCCUCUACAGCGCGCAUUCCAGAUGGCGGACAAAUAUCGCCCGUCUCCGCUGGCAACAACUUCUUCAACCCAUCAGCUGGUCCCCUCGCAAACGACAUACACGCUCUGGGCAUCCUAUGCCGGUCACUCCUAUCAGUGAGACCGGCCUUGUACGACGCCUCUGCUCUCGACGUUCCCUGGAGAGACCUAGAAGUACCGCCGAGCGCUCCGAAGCUAAGACUGGGUCUUUUGGCCGAGGACUCAGCCUUCCCCUUGCAUCCGCCGGUUAAAAGAGCGCUAGCACAAGCUGUCAGCGCGCUCGAAGCAAAGGGCCACGAGGUGGUUCCUAUCGCGCCGGCGCGCGCUCAGGUCGCCAAUGCGCUAGCCCUCGCGUUUGCCUUCUUUAUGCUCGACGACACUCCCCCAACGCAUGUAGCCGCUAGUGGUGAGCCUGUUGUUCCUUCGGUUAUUCAGUCCAUGGAAGUUUUCCAUUCUUUCAAUUGUGACUUCCUAGACGACUGCAAGGGCCUGGAGGGCAUCAAGAAAUUAGCUGCGCUCAAUGUCAAGCGUGAUGUUAUCCAAGAUGAGUGGAGGAAGAUUUGGAAGGAGCAGAGAUUGGACGGAGUAAUCGGUCCGGCUGCACAGCACACUGCGGUCGCGCACGAUACAUACGGGUUACCGCCGUAUACGCUACUGUUGAACGUAUUGGAUUAUCCCGCAUGCGUACUUCCCUUUGGUAAAGCCUCAAGCGCUCUGGAUGCUGAGCCCUUUGUCAUGGGCCCUGGCCAAGUAGGCCCGAGUUAUGAUCUUAAGCUCGUGGAUGGUGCACCGACUGCCAUCCAGGUCUUCACGAACAAGAUGCGCGAUGAAGAAUGCCUGCAGGUGUCUGCUAUUGUCGAUGAGUGCUUGAAAGCUGUGUAG
This is a messenger RNA of Alternaria infectoria, 1530 nucleotides long. RefSeq lists its product as uncharacterized. The record is from RefSeq and is a predicted model, not a curated record. NCBI's taxonomy places the organism in Eukaryota, Fungi, Ascomycota, Dothideomycetes, Pleosporales, Pleosporaceae. The coding region runs from base 1 to 1530 and encodes 509 amino acids. The transcript is spliced from 6 exons.